CAGGAGGAUCAGUGCAGCACCGCGGGGCGGUCUCUUCCACCCUAACCACCGCCUCUUUCUCCAACGGCGCUCGGACAGAUUUAUGCCUCAGCUUUUCUGUGUUUAUGACCACCAGUCCGCCCUGCAGGACCCCUCCGGAACGGCGUGAGCGCGGAUAAAAGCGUAAAGACGACAUGGGAAGGCCCGUGUGCCCGAGACGACCGACGGUUUGGUCCAAAUAGCCCCGUCUUUUUGUCAUUAGAGAGGGAAAGUUAAAACAAGGCUUGUUUUUGGACUUCCACCUCCCCUCCUCUCUCUCCCCGUAGGAUUUGAUUCAAAGGCGAAAAGCAAGAUGGCCGCCGAUUCCGUGCAGGGGGAUACUCGGGGCCAGUUGGUGGCAGAGCGGCUGGGUCUGGGACAUAACCUGGACCUGUCCGACACCAUGGUCCAACAAAAGCUGGAUGAGAUUAAGGAGCAGAUCCGCCGCGAGAUCCGCAAGGAGCUGAAGAUCAAAGAAGGUGCAGAGAACCUGCGCAAGGUCACAACAGACAAGAAGAGCCUGGCUUAUGUUGAUAACAUGCUGAAAAAAUCUAAUAAGAAGGUUGAAGAGCUUCACCAAGAGCUACAGGAGCUUAAUGCCCACAUUGUGGUCAAAGAUCCUGAGGAACUGCUAGAGUGCCCUCUGACCCCAGAUACCCCUAACAGCGAGGCCAGAAUGUGCACGAGCAGUAGCCGCCUCGCAGCCUUGAAACGCCAAAAUGACAUCGAGCUCAAGGUCAAACAGGGUGCAGAGAACAUGAUUCAGAUGUACUCGAAUGGAUCUUCCAAGGAUCGUAAGUUGCUAGCAACAGCUCAGCAGAUGCUUCAGGACAGCAAGAUGAAGAUCGAGUUCAUCAGGAUGCAGAUCCUCAAAGCCAGCCAGACCAGUGAGCUGAGCUUUGAGAACAGUGAUGUGAUGGACAAACCCAUCAUUAGCCCAUUAGACCUGCGGGUGGAGGAGCUAUGUCACCAUGCUAGGAUAGAGUCAGCUGUAGCAGAGGGAGCCAAGAAUGUCAUGAAACUCCUGGGCUCAGGGAAAGUCACGGAAAAAAGGGCACAUUCAGAGGCCCAGGCUCGUUUUACCGAGUCCAAUCAAAAACUGGACCUCCUGCGAUAUUCCUUGGAGCAGCGCCUUAAUGAGUUGCCUAAGAAUCAUCCUCACAGUAGCAGCAUCAUCGAAGAAUUGUCCCUGCUGUCUUCUCCAGUCCUCAGUCCCAGAUCCAGCAUUAUCUCCACACAGAACCAGUACAGCACCGUCACAAAACCUGCUGCACUCACAGGCACGUUAGACGUCAGGCUCAUGGGCUGUCAGGACCUUCUGGAAAAUGUCCCAGGUCGUUCCAAAGCUGCAUCUGUACCACUGCCCGGCUGGAGCCCCAGUGAGACACGCUCCUCCUUCAUCAGCAGGGCAAAUAGAAACCGUGGCGUGAGCUCAAGGAACCUGACGAAGAGCGAGGAGCUCUCCGCUGAGAUCAGUGCAGUGUUGAAGCUGGACAACACGGUAGUUGGUCAGACAAGCUGGAGGCUGGUCAGCAACCAGGCCUGGGACCAGAAGUUUACAUUAGAGCUAGACCGGUCUCGUGAGUUGGAGAUCUCAGUGUACUGGCGUGACUGGCGUUCGCUCUGUGCUGUCAAGUUCCUGCGGCUGGAAGACUUCCUGGACAACCAGCGUCACGGCAUGUGUCUGUACCUAGAGCCACAGGGAAUGCUUUUUGCUGAGGUUACAUUUUUCAAUCCCGUCAUUGAAAGACGACCAAAGUUACAAAGACAAAAGAAGAUUUUCUCAAAGCAGCAAGGUAAAACCUUUUUGCGAGCUCCUCAGAUGAACAUCAACAUUGCCACCUGGGGUCGCCUGGUGAGAAGAGCCAUACCAACUGUCAGCACCAAUUCUUUUAGCCCGCAGGCUGCUGAGACUGGACCCAGCAGUCUGCCUGGUUCACCCACACCGACCAGCUUAGUCAGUGCUGUGUCUCUGUCCAUAUUCAGUGACCCUCUGGUGACCAAACUGGACUUUGACAAAGAACCCACCCCAGGACCUAAACACUACCCAGUACCUGAUGACCUCCGAGAACCACUGGUGCAGGACAAGAUGCCAGACAGGGAGGAAGUGCAGGACGCCCUGGCCUCGUUUGACUUCUUGAACAAGAGAAACAGUAUAGCUGUGAGACCGGACUUGGGUGAAGAUGAGCAGGAGAUCCAGCACUCGGACCUGGAGCUCACGGCCAUCCAGAAGGACGGAGAUAUUAGGGAGGAAGAGCAGUUCCACUUCAGUCUCCAAGACUUUAAAUGUGUGGCAGUGCUCGGACGUGGUCACUUUGGAAAGGUGUUGCUGUCAGAAUAUAAAAGCACAGGUGAGAUGUUUGCCAUCAAAGCUCUGAAGAAAGGAGACAUUGUGGCCCGUGAUGAGGUGGACAGCCUGAUGUGUGAGAAAAGGAUUUUCGAAACAGUCAACAGCGUCCGCCACCCAUUCCUGGUCAACCUGUUUGCGUGUUUCCAGACACAGGAACACGUUUGUUUUGUCAUGGAGUACGCGGCGGGAGGCGAUCUGAUGAUGCACAUCCACGCUGAUGUUUUCUCUGAGCCAAGGGCCGUAUUUUAUGCAGCCUGUGUUGUAUUGGGAUUACAGUUUUUACACGAUCAUAAGAUUGUGUACAGAGAUUUGAAGCUGGAUAACCUGCUCCUGGACACAGAGGGCUAUGUAAAGAUUGCUGACUUUGGACUUUGCAAAGAAGGAAUGGGUUUCAAGGAUCGCACCAGCACAUUCUGUGGAACCCCCGAGUUUUUAGCCCCUGAAGUUUUGACUGAAACGUCGUACACUCGCGCUGUGGACUGGUGGGGACUGGGCGUCCUCAUCUUUGAGAUGUUGGUUGGAGAGUCGCCCUUCCCCGGUGACGAUGAGGAGGAGGUUUUUGACAGCAUUGUGAACGAUGAAGUACGCUACCCGCGAUUUCUGUCCACAGAGGCCAUCUCCAUCAUGAGGAGGCUUUUGAGAAGGAGUCCAGAAAGACGCCUUGGAGCAGGAGAAAGGGACGCAGAGGAGGUUAAGAAACAUCUGUUCUUCAGGCACAUCGACUGGAACGGACUGCUGGCGAAGAAGGUGAAGCCGCCAUUUGUGCCGACCAUCCAGGGCACCAACGACGUCAGCAACUUUGACGAUGAAUUUACCUCAGAGGCUCCGAUCUUAACUCCGCCCAGAGAACCGCGAGUGCUGAGCUCUGACGAGCAGAACAUGUUCUCUGACUUUGAUUACAUUGCUGACUGGUGUUAGCUUCAUGUGACAAUCUCCAUCUACACACACACGCACGUUCACACACUCACACACUGUGAAACAACAAACCAACAUCAGAGCAGAGACUGUAGCUCAUGUUUUUAAAACUCCUCUGCCCAAAGGCAGGAGCAGCAGUGGACAUGGCUCCUCCAGCCUUUUGGGCAAAUACUUUGUGCCAUCAAGAAGAAAGUUGAGACGCCUCCUGAGGACCCUGACUCAUUUUUAAUACACAUGAAGAACUUUUUUUUUUUUUUUUUAAAUAAAAGAAAGGAACAAAAGAAACUAGUGUUGGAGAGUGAAGGAGGAGGGAUGCUUUCCUCCUGCACACGUCGCUGCCGCCGCGUCCGUUGUCUGACCACUGAGAAUGUCUUUCAUAUGAACUCUGCGAAGACGGCAACACAUCACAAUCAUGUUAUUCAAUGUCACUGUCUUCGUUUAUUUUUUUUUGGGUGUGUACAGAUUAUAUUCAGUCAUAUAUUUUAUUGUCAUGUCAUUUUGUUUCUUUAUUUUGCUCAGCCCUCUCCAUAGCUUUUAUAGACGUGUUUUUUUUUUCCUCUCGCUGUAAAGUUUUGACAUUUCUGCCUCCAUCGUGUAUGCGUCUGGCGUUCAGUGACUUUAAAUUGCUCGGAGCAUUUCCGCUGAACUGCAACAAACAUCCUCGACUACUGCUGCUUCUUGACUUGAAGACCAAGUGAGAGAACUCACGCUACAUUUGCUCGUGUGAUGGAGCUCAGUCCGUGUCCACAACUCACUUUAAGCCCCGUUUCCAGUUAAAAUAAUCCACACAGUUAACAAAACUGUUAGAACAUUCACGUUAAGUCGCAGUCAGCUCUGUACUGCACACGUAACAUAUCCUGUUAAACCAUUGACCAUGACUUCAUAUUGAUAAUAAUUGUUACAAAUAGCAGAACAAGUCAUGUAAAAGUAAGACCCUGGCACCCUCUAGUGGCGCUGCAGCUUCAGGUUCAUAUUCAGCUGAACUCGGUUCUGAAGUGCUGAAUCUUUUUGAGGAAUAAAAAUCAAAACUUGAUAUUAAUUUGUGUCAGAGCUGAGUUCAGUUGAGCCUCAUGGACUGUUACAAAAAAAAAGUUCUGUGUUUGUGGACGUUCAGUCGUCGGUGACCGUGCUCGAUGUGCUGCAUCUUUACCUCAGUGAUAACAGAAAAAAACAAAACACUAAAUUGAGUUGCAUUGUUUCUGCUACACAAUCAAAUUCAUCUUUUCCGUGUUGAAAUCAAUGUGAUGUAAUUGUUAGAACGUGAAUCCAGUUUAUGUCUUUGGGGAGGGCACUUAAAAAGUUAACACCAAGUUUCUGUCGUGAUGCCCAAUGAAAUGAUUCCCACGUUCUUUACACAGCAGAUGACUUUUUGUCAAUUUGCAUGCUAAAUCUAAAUUGUCUCUUAUCGUUGCAGACCUGUUGAUAUAAAAUCACUACAGUGGAGGGCAGGGUAUAUUAUAUAUACAUACUGUAUGUACACAGUUAAGCUGAAAGCACUAAUUUUAUCAACAGUUUUAAUUAUUCACAUUUCUUAAAGAUAAAUAGGUUGUACAGUUAUAUUUUUUCUUUUUUAUUCUUUGCUUGUGCAUGUUGUCGCCAGAACAGAUCUUUAUGGAUGGUACAAACACUCAAUGACCCCAGUUAAAAACAAGGCUUUUUUUUUUACAGUCAAUGUUUGUUGCCUACCAUGAAUGCACAAAUUAAACAUUUGUAAUAGUG
Molecule: messenger RNA, 5002 nt
Organism: Solea senegalensis (Senegalese sole)
Lineage: Eukaryota; Metazoa; Chordata; Actinopteri; Pleuronectiformes; Soleidae
Gene: pkn2a
Product: protein kinase N2a
Exons: 23
Coding region: 332-3286 (984 amino acids)
Biological process (GO): protein phosphorylation; signal transduction
Molecular function (GO): ATP binding; small GTPase binding; protein serine/threonine kinase activity
Source: RefSeq, a predicted model, not a curated record